Molecule: messenger RNA, 1135 nt
Organism: Asparagus officinalis (garden asparagus)
Lineage: Eukaryota; Viridiplantae; Streptophyta; Magnoliopsida; Asparagales; Asparagaceae
Product: ras-related protein RGP1
Exons: 2
Coding region: 256-921 (221 amino acids)
Cellular component (GO): endosome
Molecular function (GO): GTP binding; GTPase activity
Source: RefSeq, a predicted model, not a curated record
CUUCCCCUCGCGCUCUCAUGCAUGUCAUGGACACGAACGAGAUCAUGACUCAUUUCCCAAUUCCCAUUUCUUGAUCCCCUUUCCAAAUUUUCAAAACCCUAAUUUCUCAAUCCCACCCCCCGAAAUCCAAAAUCGGCAAAGAAUCGAUCAAAUCCAGAGACAGGGAGUGAGAGAUCGAGGGAUAUCUCAUGACGAUCCAACCCUAGCCCCCGCAACCAAUCGAUCGAUUAGGGUUUCUGUUCGUUUUGUUAGCUGAUGGCGAAUUUGCACGGAGAUUUCAACCAGAAGAUCGAUUACGUGUUCAAGGUGGUGCUGAUCGGGGACUCGGCGGUGGGGAAAUCCCAGCUCCUUGCUCGGUUCUCGAGGAACGAGUUCAGUUUGGACUCGAAGGCUACGAUUGGGGUUGAGUUUCAGACUCGGACGCUUGCGAUUGAUCAUAAGACUGUCAAGGCUCAGAUUUGGGAUACCGCCGGUCAAGAAAGGUAUCGGGCUGUGACAAGUGCAUACUACAGAGGAGCAGUAGGAGCAAUGCUAGUCUACGAUAUGACCAAGCGUGUCACCUUCGAUCACGUAGCUAGAUGGCUCGAAGAACUCCGAAGCCACGCCGACAAAAACAUCGUCAUAAUGCUCAUCGGCAACAAAUCUGACCUUGGAACUCUACGAGCAGUCCCAACUGAAGAUGCAAAAGAAUUCGCGGAGAAAGAAAACCUAUUCUUCAUGGAGACUUCUGCUCUUGAUGCUACUAAUGUUGAGACUGCAUUUCUUACCGCACUUACUGAGAUUUAUCGUAUUGUGAGUAAGAAAUUGCUUGUGGCGAAUGAUGGGCCUGAUGCUGGAGGGAGCGGUUCUUCUUUGCUUAAGGGGACUAAUAUUGUCGUGCCGGGGCAGGAGCCGGUUGUUGAGUCAUCGUGCAGUUGCUAGACCUCCAACUGGCUCUGGAGUUUUGAAAGAAGUUAGGUUGUAAGUGUUUGAGAGGAAUUGUUGUAAUUAGGAUACUGUAUUCUUUGAUUUGUUAGGCAGAAUUUUGUCUGUCUUUUGGAUGUGAAUUGUAAUGCCAGCAUGAUUUGUUGUUUCUGAAUUGAUAUUCAUGUUUGUUCCGUUGGAAGUUCAUAAAUAUUAUUGUUGUAUUUUGCUU